Messenger RNA from Vanessa atalanta (red admiral), 991 nucleotides. RefSeq names its product ribonuclease P protein subunit p30 (gene Rpp30). The annotation marks the transcript as partial. Lineage: Eukaryota; Metazoa; Arthropoda; Insecta; Lepidoptera; Nymphalidae. Gene Ontology annotation, molecular function: RNA binding. Gene Ontology annotation, biological process: tRNA processing. Gene Ontology annotation, cellular component: nucleolar ribonuclease P complex. The transcript has a single exon. The record is from RefSeq and is a predicted model, not a curated record.
ACGGUGAUGGAAGCACGUUUAGAAGCAAUUUAAAAAUAUUUCUCAUACAAAUUACUUUUAUAAAAACCAUAGUGUAGUUUAAUACAGUAAACAAUAAUUUUAUUAGAUUAAAUCCUGCUACUCAUUUAAAAAAUUAAAACGAGUUUAGAGUACAACCUUAUUUAGUUACACGAGUUUUGUUUACCAUAAAACGGUAAUGCUAAAUACAAACACCUUCUCUGGUUUCUGCGAUCUGCUUAUAGAUAAGAAAUACGACAUUAAUAAAUUAAAUUUUAUUGAAAAACUUGGAUUCAAUACGAUUGCUAUCAAUACACAUGUCGAAGAAGGAAGCUAUGAACCGAAAAAGAAAAAAAAGAAAAAUGACCCUAAAGAAAACAAAGACCCAAUCCCAGCACCUGUUGAAAUACCAGAAGAUGUGAAAAAUAAAACUAAACUAAACAUUUUACAAAGAGUCACUAUAGAGUUCUCAGAUUCUAGUAUAUCUCACAAGUUUACUCAGUCCGAGAAUUUAAAGAAAUACGAUCUCAUAGCAGUUUUACCAAAAACCCUUCAAGCUUUUCAAUAUGCAUGUGGUACUCUCGAUGCUGAUUUAAUUACAUUUGAACCACAAACAAGGUUGCCUUUUAAAGUUACUCGCAAAUCAUAUAGACUAGCUGUGGAACGUGGGCUGUUCUUCGAACUCACAUAUUCACCAGCAAUAAGAGAUUCAUCAUCAAGAAAAAAUAUUAUAGCUACCGCUCAUAUUUAUCAUGCUGUUGGUAAAUCAAAAAACAUCAUUGUUACCAGUGGAGCUGACAACUCCACUCAAAUAAGAAGUGUUCAUGAUGUUUGUAACCUUGGGUUCAUCCUAGGUUUGAAUAGCAAUCAAAGUUUAGAAGUUGUUCGAAAUAAUGCACACAAGCUUAUUUUGAAAGCUCAAGGCAGGAGGUGUGGAAAACAUUAUAUGGAGGUUACUUCAGCGGUCAUUCAAAGUGAAAAUAAAAUACCUGAA